This is a messenger RNA of Rattus rattus (black rat), 1324 nucleotides long. RefSeq names its product zinc finger MYND-type containing 12 (gene Zmynd12). The record is from RefSeq and is a predicted model, not a curated record. The transcript is spliced from 8 exons. The coding region runs from base 47 to 1144 and encodes 365 amino acids. Gene Ontology annotation, molecular function: protein binding. Lineage: Eukaryota; Metazoa; Chordata; Mammalia; Rodentia; Muridae.
UGCUAGCCAGGCAACCGUCCUAGAGACUGACGCCGCUGGCCACACCAUGAGCGUGAUCUACCCGCUGGCGGUGCCCAAGGGGCGCCGGCUCUGCUGUGAGGUGUGCGAAGCCCCGGCCGAGCGGAUGUGCACGGCCUGUACAGUCACUUAUUACUGUGGUCCUGUGCAUCAGAAGGCUGACUGGGGCAGCAUCCAUGCAAAGAUAUGCCAGCUGCUGAUCCCUCUGCGCACCAGCAUGCCCUUCUUCAACUCAGAGGAGGAGAGGCAGCAUGGUCUGCAGCAGCUGCAGAGGCGGCAGGAGCACUUGAUUGAAUUCUGCUACACUGUUGCCCAGAAAUAUCUCUUUGAAGGAAGACAUGAAGACGCCGUCCCUGCAGCUUUGCACUCCCUUCGCUUCCGCAUGAAUGUGCAUGGCCUGAGCUCAGUCGAGCUUGUGCCUGCUUACCUGCUCCUGGCUGAAGCCAGCCUUGGUCUGGGCCGGAUAGUGCAGGCUGAAGAAUAUCUAUCCCAAGCCCAAUGGACAGUCCUCAAGUCAACUGACUGUAGUAACGCCACCCACUCUUUACUGCAUCGGAACCUGGGCCUUCUCUACAUAGCCAAGAAGAACCUCGAGGAAGCCCGGUACCAUCUGGCUAAUGACAUUUAUUAUGCCAGUUGUGCAUUUGGGACAGAAGACGUCAGGACCUCAGGAGGCUACUUCCACCUGGCCAACAUUUUCCAUAGCCUUAAGAAAAUGGAGCUGGCUGACACACUGUAUACAAAGGUCUCGGAGAUUUGGUACACAUAUCUGAGCAGUCACUGUCAAGCCCUCUUGCAUGAUCAUACCCAACAGACAGAUUUACUGGGCAAACAGUUUGUGAAUGACACCGGCUUGGAUGAAGCCCAGGAAGCAGAAGCCAUUCGGAUCCUAACUUCAAUCCUGAUCAUUCAGGAAUCUACUUCCACUCAAGCGCCCCAAAAAAGCAUCCUUAUUCUUAAGACUCUGGGCAUACUUUACUUUCUGAUGUUGGAGUUUUCAAAGGCGAAGGAAUAUGCCACGAAAGCCCUCAGUCUAGCUGAGGCGUAUCACAGUGAGGAGGAGCAAGGGGUUAUUCAAGAGUUGCUGAGUGCCAUCUCGGCUGAGGAGAAGCAGCUCACGACCUAGAGGCCACCUUGCUGGUGCUGCCGUGGGCUGUGGGCUGUGGGCUGACUGGUGGUGCAGAACUGCUCACAGGUCCUCUGGCCUGCUCCCACCCCUCCCCGGGGACCGCCUGAGGGGCUGUGAUCCUGUUAGCUGGUGACUAGAGCUUUGGGCGCAGUGUUCAAUAAAACUUGGUUAUCAUGA